Sclerotinia borealis F-4128 is the source of this 705-nucleotide messenger RNA. Lineage: Eukaryota; Fungi; Ascomycota; Leotiomycetes; Helotiales; Sclerotiniaceae. The record is from the annotation of a GenBank genome assembly.
AUGCAUUCCUCACUUGUGCGCAUCCAAAAUGUCUUUGGAUUCUUCACCACAGUGACUUUUGGCAUCGCGGCUUUGAUCGCAUGUACAGAUUUCAUUUCGCCCAGGACACCUAAUGCUAAAGUCGAAGUUAAGGAUAUCCAAGUUGUAAAAGGACGUCCACACUACUACUCUACGAAAAAAGAAGAAUACGCACACAUUCGAUUCUCCCUCAACGCCGAUCUCUCCUCCCUCUUCAACUGGAAUACCAAACAAGUUUUCGUCUAUGUCUCUGCAUCAUGGCCUUCAAAUUCUUCUGAACCGGCAAUUUUAGAUAAUGAGGCGGUUAUUUGGGAUACGAUUAUUACGAAUCCGAGCGCAGAUCAUUUACAGAAUAUUGGGCCGGCCGCCAUGAAGAAAUUGGUUAAGAGUUCUAAGGGGAAGAGUAUUGACCCUUCAAGAGGAAUCCUCAAACUCAAAAACCAAAAAGCCAAAUACCAAAUCACACAACCAAGCGGCAAACUCGCUUCAACAGAAGGAGUAGUAUUGAAAGUUCAUUAUAAUGUGCAGCCAUGGGUUGGGGCACUUACCUGGACGCCUCAAAUAGAGUUUUUGAGAUGGAAUAAGGUUAAAGGGGGUGUGAGUAAGGUUUUUGGAUUACCAGCUUUGAAGGAAAAGAAGAAGGUUGGGGAGGAGACUGGUGCAAAGAAGGCUGAAAAGAGGGCUUAG